AUGACACAGGAAAGUGGACGACUUUUCAUGAAGCUGCAUCAGUUGGAACCUCAGGGAGGAGUAUGCAACUUCAUGUCAGCCAUUAAAAUAGCUCAUUUGGCGUUGAAACAUCGUCAGAAUCGUAAUCAUAAGAUGCGCAUCGUAAUGUUUAUUGGUAGUCCGAUUGAUAAUCUCGAUUCUACUGAGCUAACAAAAAUCGCAAAGAAAUUGAAAAAGGAGAAGGUUCAAUGCGAUGUCAUCUGUUUCGGUGAAGCCGAUUCGAAAAUAGUUCAAAUAAUGGGCCAAUUUGUGGACACUUUGAACGGCAAAGAGCAGCGUUCAAAUCUUCUUGUAGUACAAGCGGAGUCGUGUGUGUCCUACCCUGCAGCGCAUGAUCUCUGGGCGACUGGCGGUUUCGAGUUUGGAGUUGACCCUGAAGACGAUCCUGAUCUUGCUCUGCCUGCGUGUUGUUCUAUGGAAGAAGAAAGAGCUCGACAAGCUGCCGAAGCUGCUGCGGCUGCCGCUGCAAGUGGAACCGCUGCAGCUGAGCCUGCAGGAGGAUCUGAACAGGCACAGAAUGUUGACGUCAUGGAUAUGGAAAUGGGGGAAAUGACAGAAGAGCAGCAGUUGGAAUGGGCGUUGCGCAUCUCCAGCUGCUCAACCACAACCGGGGCGCAAUCUGCAGAGGAGGUCAUGGAUGUGAGCACUGCGCAAGUGGAUAAUCUCGAUGAAUUGAUCAAUAAUCCAGAACUGCUACGGCAAAUCAUUGACGAUCUUCCUGGCGGUGAAAAGAAGAGUGAAGAAGAGAAACCGAAAAGCGAAGAAAAGUAG
Messenger RNA from Ostertagia ostertagi, 810 nucleotides. Lineage: Eukaryota; Metazoa; Nematoda; Chromadorea; Rhabditida; Trichostrongylidae. The record is from the annotation of a GenBank genome assembly.